CCGGAUCUGUGCGGCGGCGGCGGCGACGUGAGCGCGCAGGGGGGCGGCGGCCUCGCCUCGUCUGUGUCUCGGCGCCGGGCUCGGGUGGGUGACGCGCAGUGCCGGGGCAAUGUCGGAUUUUGACAGCAACCCCUUUGCGGAUCCGGAUCUCAACAACCCGUUCAAGGACCCAUCUGUCACACAGGUGACAAGAAAUGUGCCACCGGGACUUGAUGAAUAUAAUCCUUUCUCUGAUUCUAGAACGCCUCCACCAGGUGGUGUGAAAAUGCCUAAUGUACCCAACACCCAGCCAGCAAUAAUGAAGCCGACCGAGGAGCAUCCGGCUUACACACAGAUCACAAAGGAGCAUGCCUUGGCUCAAGCCGAGCUUCUCAAGCGCCAAGAGGAGCUGGAGAGAAAAGCUGCAGAGUUAGAUCGUCGAGAGCGAGAGAUGCAGAACCUGAGUCAGCACGGGAGAAAAAAUAAUUGGCCACCUCUUCCUAGCAAUUUCCCUGUGGGGCCUUGUUUCUAUCAAGACUUUUCUGUAGACAUUCCCGUAGAGUUCCAGAAGACAGUGAAGCUUAUGUACUACCUAUGGAUGUUCCAUGCGGUAACCCUGUUCCUGAACAUCUUCGGAUGCCUGGCUUGGUUUUGUGUUGAUUCCUCAAGAGCAGUUGACUUUGGACUCAGCAUCCUGUGGUUCUUGCUCUUUACCCCCUGUUCAUUUGUCUGUUGGUACAGGCCACUCUAUGGGGCCUUCAGGAGUGACAGUUCCUUCAGGUUCUUUGUGUUCUUCUUCGUCUAUAUUUGUCAGUUUGCUGUACAUGUGCUCCAGGCUGCAGGAUUUCAUAACUGGGGAAACUGUGGUUGGAUCUCAUCCCUCACUGGUCUCAACAAGAACAUUCCGGUCGGGAUCAUGAUGAUCAUCAUCGCAGCGCUCUUUACAGCGUCCGCUGUCAUCUCGCUCGUCAUGUUUAAAAAAGUGCAUGGACUGUAUCGCACAACAGGUGCUAGCUUUGAGAAGGCCCAGCAAGAGUUUGCAACGGGAGUGAUGUCCAAUAAAACUGUUCAGACAGCAGCUGCAAAUGCCGCGUCCACCGCAGCAACCAGCGCGGCGCAGAAUGCCUUCAAGGGUAACCAGAUGUAGCGAGCCUCCUCAGAGCGGUUCUCCAUUCCCUUAUGACUGUGUUUUUUUCUCCAGUUACUGUAUUCUACAGAUAUUUUUAUGUUGGAAACACACAGUACAUAAAGCAUGGGUAUUUCCUAUCCACAUGUGCAUGGUCUAAAAACCAGAGAAACUUCCUAGUCUUAUUACUUUGCCUAAUAGUUUCUUACUAUUUCCAUGCCCCUCACAGAAGAAAACUAUCAUCUGCAAAACAAAUAUUCUCCAUAUUUUUGGGGGAUGGUGUUCCUCAGAUUAUUUCAGUGGUGACACACUGAAAUGAGUAUGUUACUGAAGAUUUAAAAGGCACUCGAUGCUAGCCACAGAAGCUCUUCCAAGAGGCAGUAGAGACACAGAUUAUACAUUGCAAAUGAAACAACCUUUGUCCCCCCCCCCCCCAUAUUAGUUUGGAAGGAACAAGGUCAGCCAAGGCUUGCGGUGUUUUGAAAUUGGCUUGCUUUAUAUGCGGUUCAGUCAGCAGAGAGGAGCCUGCGUGCUCUGUAGUAGAUAAUGUAUAUUUUACCUUCUUUUAUUUUAUUUUUAGACUAGUUGAUAUUUUGAUAACAAUCUCUGAUCUUGCAUGGGCACCACAUCUCUUAAGUGAAAUGAAUUAGUAUUUUGGGUUCUGUACUGCUAUAGUUGUAGGACCUGGGGCUCUUUAUAGAAUCAGAAAUGAUUUUCUGUAAUAGUUUCUUUUAAGUAAAAAUUUACUGGAGUAUAAAGACUUUAAUAUAAUGUGCAGUGCAUUAUCCAAAAGAGAGGACAGUGAAUUGAUGAGCUAGUAUAUAGUGAUAAUUUCUUUUCCCCUCCUAAUUUCCAGUAUUCAUAGAGUAAAAUGUUACUGUAUGGAACUCUGGUGUAUUCUUCUGGCUGAUCUUUUUAAUUGAACUGGGAUUCGUGUUUGUAGCUCUGUGUGGGUGUGUGUGUGGGCGUGCGUGUGUGUACGUGUAUGUAUGUGUGUGUGAGAGAGGGGUGGAGAUUUUGACACAGGUGUUAAAGGCUCGCCUAACCCUUGAAUAAAAAGAACACACAGUAUUUGAGGGAUUUCUCUUUCAGCCUCCCACUUUUAGUUGCAUUAAAAAUAAAAGACCCUUGUGCUUCUAAUGUCCUUGGUUUCUUAAUGUACCUGUCUUCUACUUUUAAGACAGACUAAAUUCAUGUGAAACAUUGCACCAAGCAGGGGAGUGAAACUUCAGGCACUGUGAUCAUUAUUGAUGUCAUCAAAUUAACAUGGCUGUGAUGAGCGCACACGAUGUGGGUUCAGACUUCUGAUCAUGAUGAUGAUUAGGUGUCUCAGGAGCGUCUGUCAGGCAGCCUGUUGUAGAAGCCUCACUGGCUUUAGAUUGCAGAACGCUAGACUCACCCAAGCCAACUUUAAAUAGAGGUGGACUGUUGAAUGCAGGGCAUCCUUUCAAAAUGAACUGAACUGGUCGAGUCACGUUAUCCUCUCCCAAGGCUGCAGUCAGAGGGACUUGUGUGCAGAGCUGGGGUGCAGUUCUUGGAGGUCGGUGGGUGCUGGGUUACACAUCCCCCCAUGCAGGGCCACGGUAGGUUUGCUUGGGAAUUGACUGAGUACAGUAGUUCAAAGAGCUUUCUUUGACUCAGGAAGAUGGAGAACUCAGAAAUGAAUUUGGAGUUGUGUUUUAGCUCCUUCCAAUCAGUGAGGAUCCCCUCCCUCCUCAACUGCCCAGGCGUUGCUGCUGCGAGCCGUGCUCGGUCCAGUGUGGCUUUAAUGGACACGGAGACCGUUAAGACUGUAAAAGUGCACGUAAACACUGGUACUUCUAGUUCAAGUCCACCUUUAUUCCUCUCUGAGGUACAGAUAAGAGACACAUCAGAGAUUCAAAACAUGCUAAUAGUUUUUUCUAAAUUGGUCCCUCUCCAUUAUGUGGAGGUCCCCAAAGGUAGUGUUAUCGAAUGACAGAGAAUAGUUGUAACUCACAUUAUGUUUCUGUAUGAAGAACAAAAAAGCUGUUUUCAAUCCAAUUGUUUGGAUUCUUACAAGUUUGAAAGAUUAUGUUGUGUGAAAACACAGGGGAGCAUUGAAGGGAUGGUGGAGUCUGCAGCUCAGUCAGGCAGGAGCAGCUCGAGACCUCCUCUGCUCUCCUCUCAGCCACAGUCUGUCAGCAAUGCACUUUGGUUUCCUAUUUGAUACCAAUGUCACCGCAGCCAUGAGGCGAGCAUCCACGUGACCUUUCAGUUUGCAAUAUUAAAUGGUGACUAUUUUAUUUAAAACUAGGGUCUGAUCACUGGAAAAUGACUGCCUGGUGACUUGUGACUCGGGGCUUGGUUCAUUGCUCUAGGGACGUUUGUGUAUUCUGUAGGUGCGUGCACUCCUGCGCUGCCCUGUGGUGUGUCACGGCUCUGUGUGAACGCCCUCCACGUGGCCCUCUCAUGUUGCAUGUUUUCAGUGGUUUGGAAGUUUUGUAUAUUUAUUGUAUUAAAUGCAGAGUGUCAUAAAAUAAAAUAAUGUUUACUGGA
Messenger RNA from Rattus norvegicus (Norway rat), 3622 nucleotides. It is a transcript of the gene Scamp1, whose product is annotated as secretory carrier membrane protein 1. The coding region runs from base 110 to 1126 and encodes 338 amino acids. Lineage: Eukaryota; Metazoa; Chordata; Mammalia; Rodentia; Muridae. Gene Ontology annotation, cellular component: synapse; cytoplasmic vesicle membrane; zymogen granule membrane. Gene Ontology annotation, biological process: protein transport. The transcript has 9 exons. The record is from RefSeq and is marked validated.